This is a messenger RNA of Colletotrichum higginsianum IMI 349063, 4539 nucleotides long. Its product is annotated as C-x8-c-x5-c-x3-h type zinc finger protein. Gene Ontology annotation, molecular function: metal ion binding. The record is from RefSeq and is a predicted model, not a curated record. NCBI's taxonomy places the organism in Eukaryota, Fungi, Ascomycota, Sordariomycetes, Glomerellales, Glomerellaceae. The transcript has a single exon. Bases 1 to 4539 code for a protein of 1512 amino acids.
AUGCAGAACUGGCAGCCAAAUGGCCAGGCAGGCUCUCCUCAGGGCCAUAAUAACAUGUGGUCGAGUGGUUACACUUUUCCCGAUGGAGCGAACCAGUUCGAUGCAUCCCAAAACUGGCAGCAUCAUCAACUUCCUAAUCAGAAUGCCUUCUCGCAUCUUGGCGCCCGAGGCAAUGGUGCUGAGAAUAAUCUCUAUACCUCACCUCACCAAGCCCAUGCAACUGUGGCAACCGAGCACAGCAGCAUGUCUGCUCUGAACCACGGAAGCUUUCACAACGGCCACAGCCAGUUCCCGUUGGACACGCCUUAUACUGAUGCUGGUCAAGAGGAUGCCUUGGCUGGUCUGAACGACUUUCCGCAAGACAUGUACGGCGAGCCGGGCAAAGCAGACUUCAGUGCCAAUAUCGACAACUUGAACCAUGGCCACACGCCUGACUUUACUCAACAACAAUUUCAGUACAACGGCCAGGCCAAUCAGCUUUUCAAUGGUGGCGUUUCCCAAUACACCGACGCCCAAUUGAUUCCCCAGCAUGGUCACCAAACACCAGCACAACUACAACAGCGCUUCGACUCGGUUUCCCAGUCAUUUUCGCCGGCCCCUCAAGGCUAUGUUCCAUCACCACAACCGCAACAACACCAGGCACAACCGGAACGAGUCUUCUCCCAGUCGCCUCACUCCUUUCAGGCCCAACAGUCCCACCAGCAGAGCAGUCAGGGCUUCUCUAACCCGACCCCGCCUCCCUUCCAGCAGAACCAAACUGCGCCCUACCAGCAGCAUAAGUUCGUCCCUCAGCAGGUCUCAUACCCCCAGCCGGGAGGAAGAUCUGCGUUUCAGCCUGUCGCUGCGAAGCAGAUGCCUGAUCAAGACUCAACACCUCAGCACACACCGCAGCCUAUACCUCAACAACAAUCUACCCAUCAAGUCAAAGCAGUCGCGUCACCGGCUCGUACUGUGCAAUCACAGCAGCCACAGAAGCAGCAGCCACACUUACAGCCCAUUGCGGCAGCACCUACGUCCCAACCUGGAACACCUGCCAUCGAUCCCGCCCUCCAACCUGAGCCCCUGAAGAAGCGUAAACGGGUUCUGAAGAAGGAGGGCGAGGCGGAACAGGUGGAUUCUCCGAAUUCGAAGAGAGCUGACGAUGGCGAGACUUUGGCCUUGCCUUCGAGUGUUGAAGAGGAGAUGGUGGCCAUGGAGAAAUUCAGAAAACGCAGUGCUGCAUCCAAGAAACAGUUUCCCCCGAUUCCAGGAGCGCCGUUUCUUGUUUCUUCAGGCACUGUCAAGUUGGCCGCGCCUAAGAGUUACGACAGGCUCGCACCACUUGUCGCUUUGCCAUCGUCUAGUGGACGACGCAUUCUUCCAGAACUCGGCCGUGACCUUCCUUGUGAGAUUCAAGGCAGGUUCACUGACAAGUACAGACCGUCCGUGAACUUUGUCGGACAGCCAGGGGAUAGAGAGACGGAGGCUAAAGCCCUCAUCGAGCAGUAUGGACGUGAGAUGGGGGAUCUUAAAUCUGGCCGUCCCAAAUACUCGGAAUUUCCUUUCACCUUCCAGGAGCAACUGAAGGCCGACGAAGCAGCCAAGUCCAAGGCCCAGAGAAAGGCGCGAAAGGAAGAGGAGGAAGAACGAAAAAGACCAAUUCGCCCUGAGACGCGGCCAACCGACCCUGUAGAAGCUGCCGUAUGGGAUGUACUUGGCAUCGCCUAUAUUGAUCCUUCAGCCACCAGAACGACUGCCCUCCUUGGCACUACUGUGCAGGCUCUGGGUGAAUUUCUUGUGAAGCUCAGAUCGGAGUUGAACCGACUGAGACAGGAGGUCGACCAGGCGAGCAAGGAGGGGAAGCCUCCGUCUGUCAUGGCCGAAUGGAACAGUAAGCUGGAUUUGAAGAGGGAGAUCUUCACCAGGGUCUGCGACGCCGCAGCUAAGCAUGGUGACGAAGCUGUUUUGGAGAACCUCGGUGGUCACCAGAAGGGUGUACUGAGCCUGGUCAACAUGCUGAUCGGUUGCAUCAAGGCAGCUGACUUCAAGGGACCCUUGCCGAAGGCCCUCCUUCGCCUCAUGUCUAACAUCAGCAUACACAAGAAGAUCGCAGACGCAGUCAAUUUUGAGACUAUCCGAAAACGAUUUACGGAUAGGGGCGACGAUGAGAUCAAAGAAUUAGUUCGUACGAUCGCAUCUAGGAUCAAGAAAGAUGCUGAACCAAUCAAUGGUCUUGACGCCAAGAAGGCACCGUCGACGGCCGCAGUCAGCAAAACGCCAAAGCCUGCUGCGAAGCCCCUUGAUGGCCCCUCCGCGAAGAGAGUUCGCGAUGACGACAGCGAUUCCCGUAAUGUCAAGAAGAUGGCCAUCGAGUCAACAAACACCGCCUCUGGCACCAAACCGGCCGCCAAACCGGCCGCCGGUUCCCUUCAAUCCAAGUUCGGCGCUACAAAGCCUCGUCCGGCGGCUUCGACUUCUCUUGCAGGCAAAAUCCGAGCGCCUGCCCCUAAAUCGGGCACCAGAGAUACUGCCAAACCCGAACCUUCGAGAUUUGAAGCGUCUGCUUCGUCUGCAAUGGAUGUCGACAAGAAACCAGCGACAUCAGCGCCCAAGCCCGAGGCAAAAGUGCCUUUGGCAAAGGCUGCUACGACCUCGGGCAUCGCUUCUUCCAGCAUCGCAUCCCUGCUUGACUCCAUCAACACACCCAAGGCGGAUGGUGGCCCCUCAGCACAAGCGAAGGACUCCAGCAAGAACGACAUUUCGGAAACUCCCGAAGAGAAGGAGAAGCGGCUCCGCAAGGAAGCACGCCGGAAGCUUCGUGUCAGCUGGAAACCCGAGUCGGAGCUGGUACAGGUUCGCAUCUUCCAUAAAGAAGCCGCCGAAGACCAGGACAACAUGACCAAAGACGCAGCGGAUGAUCGGUCUGAGGGAAUGAUGCUCAAGCAGCGCACAUACAACGAGGAUGAUGAUGAGGAGGACGACCUGCCCCAGAAGCCAUGGGCCAGACCAACGUUUGCCGAUUUGUCCAGUAUCCCGAUGGACUACCGCAACAAAUCCUUCAUCACUCGUGGAGGCAACCUCACUUUCCAUACCGAGGAACAGAGGACCACUGAGGAACGGGAGAAGAAGGAACUGAUGGUUACAUACAUGGACAUCUCGGACAUUCCGCCAACGCCCAAGUCUCCGCCACCCGAGUCCGCAACGCUUAGUUCCCAAGGCAAGACCUGCCAGCUGCCUCAAGGGGAGCCGAAAUACGAUGAGAUCCACAAGCGGUGGAAGGAAGCACAGCAAUUCGGCUGGGAAGCAGCAGGAUACUAUGCGCGCCAACGUCUCGAUGCGCAGGAUGACCCCGCUACGAAACUCAACUCGAUCUUGGGCAACCUGAAGCCGAUCGCGCCGGCAGUCGAGCCUGAACCAUACAACAUGACUCCGCCCAAGGAGAACGCGCAGCCUAUCCUGCCUCAUGCCACUGAUAUGCAGCCUGUUCCGGUCAUCCCGUUCGACGACAAGGUGCACGACAUUCUUAUCUCGGACAAAAUGAAAAACUGGCAGGAUCCCAGUCCGUUCAAUUUGGCUGCACAGCAGACCCAUCGACGCUACGACUACCCCGACCCAGCUCUUCAGGCCGCCGCCGAUGAUGUAGAGGAGGCAUCAGAAGCGUUGAAGGGACUGCCAUACCCCGCGACUAACCCGCCCGCUUGGCUUGCCAACAAUCAAGAGAGAGUGAGGGAGUGGUGGGCCGGAUAUCAGAAAGACUUGGCGGCAAGAACGAAAAAGGGUGCGGGUGAUCAGGCGCAAGCUGGACCCAGUGUCGAGGUAGAGCCACAACAACAACAACAACAACAACAACAACAAGAACAAGAACAAGGACAACAACAGCCUGCGCCCCAGGCUCAAGAGCACAGUGACGCAUGGGCAGCAUACUACAAGCAACAAGAGCAACAGUACGCCCAAUACAUGGCCAUGCUGCAGGGUAGCCAGCCUCAGCAGCAACUUCAGUCCGUUCCACCAGCCCAACCUACACCAGCAGCUCCUGCCCCGGCAGGCGACAGUCAGCUCCAGACACUCCUUGCUCAGAUGGCUCAACAGCAGCCGGCGUCCCAAGGCGUUGCAUAUGGGCUCAACCCGCAAGAUACUGGCUAUCAACAGUUGAUGAUGCUUGCUCAGCUUCAGCAGCAGCAGCAGCAGCAGCAGCAGCAGCAGCAACAACAACAACAUACCCCGCCUCCGCCGCCUCCAACUGCUUCACAGUCUCCUCCCAAUCACGAACAAAACUCGUUCAAGCCUCCUCAUUUGCAGCGGCAGCUGGUCGACUACAGCGAUCGGGACACUCGAGACGAGUUUGAACAACUCAGCGGGCGCGAUAAGGAACGCGGGCGCGAGCGUGAAGGGAAAGGCGGCAAGCAGGGUAAGAACCGCAAAGGGAACGCUCCCGGGGGCGCCACGCUCCCUCCCCAUCGUCCCGUCAACCGUGCCCUCAUCGGAACCAAGCCGUGCAGUUUCUGGCAGCAGGGGAAAUGCGCAAGGGGUGACAAGUGCACAUUCAGACACGACAACUAA